UGGUGUUUCAAAUUUUCAAAUUUCAAGGUCUUUCCGAAUCUACUUGCAAUGCGUUGAUCAAACCUAAUUAUAGAUACCAGAGUUUGAUUAUUUUUUAGUCGUCUCUGACACCGGAGAACUGUUAUCAAGCUGCGCCCUCAGGCCCAUCUGCCACUGUGCCAUUGCAGCCUGCGCCCAUGACGUCAACCCUGUAGAUCAUGAAGCCAGACCUGCAACACGAAUGCUGUCCCCGAUGUCUACGCCCCCAUCUUGAUGUGCCUAGCUCAUUUGAGAGAUAAGAAGAUGGUAUAUUCGGCUAGUGAUAUCGCAGCGUCCACGAGUCUGCAGUUCCUAGCGUAUCGAUGCGCGGCAAUGGCGACAUUCUGGACCUAUGAUUAUGCUUGUUCAUUUGAGGAAGAGUGGAAAUUUCUGCGUCGGUCGCGUUGGAACAAGGUAAAAGGUCUUUAUACUAUUGCACGAUAUGUACCCUUUUGUCUCAUCACCACCGACCUAUAUCUGAACUUUGCCCCGAACGAGAACCCCGAUAAAUGCCGAAAGUUAAUCAACAUUUACUCAUGUUUCAGCCUGAUAUCAAUUAUCUCCUCUGAAUGUAUUUUUGUGUUCAGAACAUAUGCGCUCUGGAACAACAAUAGAUUCGUUCUCGCAGCCAUGGUGUCCGCCUCUGUUGCAACUAUCAUAGCAUCUAUCAGCAUUGAAUUUACCACGAUCACCACCUCAUAUGUUCUUAUUAGCACGAUCCCCGGAAUCACAGGCUGCUACCGGAGCUCGAGCGGUGUUCCAUUCUUCAUGCCGUUUCUUCUCUUGUUUGUGUUUGAACUGGGACUGGUCUCCCUCACACUUAUACGUACCAUACAGAGCUGGCGGUCGGAUAACGGCCCUCUGUACACUGUCCUGGUGAAGCAUAACAUAUUCUACUAUGCAUGUGGUCUGCUUUUAUCGGCCGUAAACAUCCUCAUGCCAGUGCUAUUUUCCGAUUAUGCAUACCACUCCUUCUUCGAAGAUGUGCAGUUCUUUCUCCUUGCGAUCCUUGCCACGCGGAUGCACCUCCAUCUCUGGCAUAUCGAUCGGAAUGUGCACGGUUCUGACGCCCUUGUGUAUGUGUCCGACAUAUUACUCCUAGACCAUGCGGUAUGACAUCGCAUCGCAUGGCUGUUGCGGCGUCGUUCGUGGAGUGGCUUGGAUGCGUACCCUUCCGUUUUGAAUCCUCAUGCGGCAGAGCCAACGCUAUACAACUGUUUGUAGAUAUUCAC
Messenger RNA from Suillus subaureus, 1250 nucleotides. RefSeq lists its product as uncharacterized. Bases 253 to 1134 code for a protein of 293 amino acids. The record is from RefSeq and is a predicted model, not a curated record. NCBI's taxonomy places the organism in Eukaryota, Fungi, Basidiomycota, Agaricomycetes, Boletales, Suillaceae. The transcript has 17 exons.